Blastomyces gilchristii SLH14081 is the source of this 342-nucleotide messenger RNA. RefSeq lists its product as uncharacterized. The transcript has a single exon. Lineage: Eukaryota; Fungi; Ascomycota; Eurotiomycetes; Onygenales; Ajellomycetaceae. The coding region runs from base 1 to 342 and encodes 113 amino acids. The record is from RefSeq and is a predicted model, not a curated record.
AUGGAUACCGUCGAGUCUGCGGAUAUUUCGCGCUGGUUGGCUGCGAAAUCACACAUCAGACCAGCGAACCAAGCACGAAGGGGCGGUGAUGUAUCUCCUCAUUCGCCCUUGUUCUCUGGUUCAAACGCAAAAGCUGUGAUGGAGGCAACAGCAGAAACUGCUCCUGCGUCAACCAGCAGCCAUUCAUUCAUCCGCUCCCUUAAUCUGGACAGGUUGUGCGGUGAACGAAACAGCAAGGAACAGGCGCUAAAAUCUCAAAUGAUAAAUAACAACGGAGACGAACCUUACACAGGUAGGAUCAUGAGGUUUCCUGCAAACCGAAAUCGCGACGUCAUGGACUAG